CAGAGGCCAAAGGGAGGCCUUUUGUUGUGCCACUCCUGCCUUAGCUGUGAGGUUCCAGCUACCUCACUAUGAGACUUCUAGUCCUUUCCAGUCUUCUCUGCAUGCUGCUCCUCAGCUUCUGCAUUCUCUCCUCAGAAGGCAGAAGGAAUCUUGUCAAGCUCCCAAGACUCAAGCCCUGCUGUCACCUAGCUCCUAGAUACAAACCGACAGCCAAGAAAGGAAACUAUACAAGGCCCUGCAAACCAUGCAGAAGCAAGCCCCCAUCCAAGUUAUGGGUUGUGCCUGGGGCUCUCCCACAGAUAUAGGAGCCUCUUGAAGCCUGGACCCAACCAGAUGAGACCUCGAUGCCCAGCUAUGGAGAGACCAGGAGCCUUGACUUGACCCCUGCCAACCUUCAUGGAAGCAGUGAGCUAUGACACCAGGAUGCUUCAUUUCAGACAGCCAGGAACAUUCCAGAAGCCCAAGCCCUCAUUCCAGUGGUGCCACCAACCUUCAGAAUCUCUAUGAUCCAGACUCAUCCCAUACAUCCUCAUGGCUCCUCCAGAGUAAAAGUCAAAGAUUCCAUCUGUGAGCUCUACAACUCUAGAGACUUCCAAAUUGACUAGAGUGUAGAGUAGCAAGACCUCAGUGUGAUCAGCCAAGACUCCAGCAUCUCAGGAAUCCCCAGACAAUCCCAAAUACUUAGCAUUUAAUCAAUGAUCUCUGAACCAAAUUUUGUAACUUCCUAAUGUACUCAUCAGGAGAACACUGAAAAUAAUAAAUAAUAAAUAAGCAUACACACUACACAUGGAGCAUCCUUGACUAAGAAAGUUAUUGCCAUGGUCUGAGAUACAAUGUUAUAUA
Molecule: messenger RNA, 843 nt
Organism: Meriones unguiculatus (Mongolian gerbil)
Lineage: Eukaryota; Metazoa; Chordata; Mammalia; Rodentia; Muridae
Gene: Gpr15lg
Product: G protein-coupled receptor 15 ligand
Exons: 3
Coding region: 69-305 (78 amino acids)
Molecular function (GO): G protein-coupled receptor binding
Source: RefSeq, a predicted model, not a curated record